This is a messenger RNA of Colletotrichum lupini, 381 nucleotides long. RefSeq lists its product as uncharacterized. The coding region runs from base 1 to 381 and encodes 126 amino acids. NCBI's taxonomy places the organism in Eukaryota, Fungi, Ascomycota, Sordariomycetes, Glomerellales, Glomerellaceae. The transcript is spliced from 2 exons. The record is from RefSeq and is a predicted model, not a curated record.
AUGUACCGCUCCUCAGACAAGGGCGAGGGCGAGUUCGCGACGGCAGAUGACUUUGACGGAUUCUAUGCAGAGCAUCACGGGCUUCUCGACGGGAAUGUCUGGCGAAAGUACUACUCACUUGCUCUCCUCGCGCAGCUAAUAUCAGCUCACUUCUACCGGCUUCCCGACUUGCAGGAUCUACCAGAUUCAAGUGACCCUCUUGCGCAGCCACGGCACAAGGGAAAUGGCCACCUGACCAAGCUUCCGCGGUGGAUAGCCCUAGCUACUCUCGAGCAGACCAUCGCACGCUUGCGAGAGGACUAUGGAAGCGUCCAGCCGUACUCGGAGACUCAAGCUCGCUUCUGGCUCAACUACAUGAACAUAGGAUGCCCCGGAAAUUAA